Molecule: messenger RNA, 2562 nt
Organism: Cryphonectria parasitica EP155
Lineage: Eukaryota; Fungi; Ascomycota; Sordariomycetes; Diaporthales; Cryphonectriaceae
Product: family 92 glycoside hydrolase
Exons: 8
Coding region: 1-2562 (853 amino acids)
Biological process (GO): glycoprotein catabolic process; protein quality control for misfolded or incompletely synthesized proteins; protein deglycosylation
Cellular component (GO): nucleus; cytosol
Molecular function (GO): carbohydrate binding; peptide-N4-(N-acetyl-beta-glucosaminyl)asparagine amidase activity
Source: RefSeq, a predicted model, not a curated record
AUGUCCUGGUCUGUAACUUCCAAGAUCACCGCCCUUGUGGUGGCCUUGGGUCUCCUCGUCCUUGAAGCCUCAGCUCAGACAAAUUAUUCUCAAUAUGUGAAUCCGUUUAUUGGGGGCUCUGGCCCAUAUCCCGGUGAAGCAUAUGGAGGCGGUGAUAUCUUUGUCGGCGGCGCUCUUCCUUUUGGUGUGGUCAAGCUUGGAGCCGACACAUGGGAGCCUUUUGGGGCAGACUCAGUCAUCAAUGGAGGCUGGACGCCAGAGGGUAAUGUCACAGCUUUCAGCAUGAUGCACGAGAGCGGAACCGGAGGGGCUCCUAAAUACGGCAUAAUAUCUCAAAUGCCACUGACAAGCGUUGCGCCUCCAGUCAACGUGCUGGACAACACCACGUACUGGCAACGCCGUGUGGUGAACGACACAGCUAGUGUCGGAUACUACAGCACCGAACUUCUCAGCGGGGUCAAGGUUGAGCUCUCGGCCGCGAGGCACUCGGGCAUCUUGCAAUAUACCUUUCCUGCGGGUGAGAAGCACGUCCUGGUCGACCUUUCCCAUUACCUACCUUCUGAAAACGGUGGGUACACUAGCCAGGUCUACCUAGGAGCAGUGGUGGAGGCAGGGCAAGACUCUGCCACCGAUAGCAAUACGACCCAGUACAAGGGCCAUGCGACAUAUGGUGCAGGCUGGAACGAGGGGGCACCCUUCGUCGUCUAUUUCUGCGGCGAGUUCGAUACAGAGCCAGCCGAGAUUCAAUACUUCCGCGGGAGAAACACAGAGCCUAUGGUCAGAUACCACACCUUUGACCAGGGAGGAACUCCGCAGGCUGUCUUCUCAGAUGCCACGGAUAGCAAUAGUAGUAGUGUUGGCAUCUCGUCCGAAACUACAGGCGGCCCGUUUGUGCCGGGCGACCGGGUCGGGGUGCUCUUCUCCUGGGCGGACAGCACAGAUGAGAGCACUAUCAUCAGAUCACGAGUCGGAAUCUCCUUCAUGUCGGAGGCGGACGCCUGCCAGCAGAAGGAUGAUGAGAUACCCACUUGGGAUCUCAGCAGCGUCGUCGAGACCGCUGUAGAGGAGUGGAAUGAGGCCGUCUUCAGCAACAUCCAGGUAGCUACGGAUGAUACGGCCAACACGAUUUACCUGACACUGUUGUACUCGUCGCUGUAUUUCAUGCAUCUUAUGCCUUCGAACAGAACAGGUCAGAAUCCGCUUUGGGACUCUGGAGAGCCGUACUGGGAUGACUUUUAUACGCUCUGGGACAUCUUCCGCUGCACGGUCAGCCUCUACCACCUACUGCAGCCAGCCGCAUACGUAGGCAUGGUCCGCAGCCUGAUCGACACCUAUGUCUGGGAAGGAUACAUGCCAGACGGGCGCAGCGGCAACUACAACGGCCUUGUCCAGGGCGGCAGCAACGCAGACAACGUCCUGGCUGACGCCUACGUCAAGGGUCUCGGGCAAAACACAAGCGACCCUUCCAUGUCCAUCAACUGGACAACAGGGUACCAAGCCAUGCUCAAGGACGCCGAGGUGCAACCGCAGAACACAUUCAGCAUCCUCGACCAGCUGGGCAGCGUGAAGGAGGGUCGCGGCUCGCUGUACGACUGGAUCCCGCUCGGCUACGUCUCGUUCGACCGCAGCACGAGGCCUGUCUCCAAGACGGUCGAGUAUUCCCUCAACGACUACGCGCUGAGCGUCGUUGCUGCGGGCGAGGGCUCCGCGGCCGAUGUCGACAAGUAUCGGAAUCGGUCUGCCGGGUGGCAGAAUAUCUGGAACGCAGACGUCGAACAUGCUGGUUUUACUGGGUUCCUGGCGCCCAAGAACUCUUCUGGCGCCUGGGAGUCGCCUGAUACGUACAACCCGGCGCUCUGUGGUGCGUGUGAGUGGAGCGCCAUCAGCUACGAGGCGGUGCCGUUCGAGUAUAGCUUUGUCGUUCCCCACGAUAUGGAGACACUUAUCCAGUUUAUGGGAGGAGAGACCGAGUUCGAGAGGAGACUGGAUUAUAUUUUCAUGCCAAACACGUCAGAACAGAACCUUGAUGAGAAUGGUGCCGGCAUAACAACCAUCAUGAACAUUGGUAACGAGCCAGACUUUGCCACGCCGUACCUAUAUCACUACCUCAACAAGCAGUACAAGUCGGUCAACCAGUCUCGUGCCCUGGCCAAUGAGUACUUCCACGACGCCCAGUACGGUGUUCCAGGCAACAGCGACGCAGGUGCUCUCAACUCGUGGCUCAUCUGGCAGAUGCUGGGCCUCUACCCUAUCGUCACACAGCCCGUCUAUCUGCUUGGCUCGCCCUGGUUCACCGAUAUCAACAUGACCAUCAAUGGCGACAAGAACCUGCGGAUCAUCAGCCACACCACGGGAGAUGGUGCUCUCCUUGGUCAACAGGGCUACUUUGUGCAAAGUGUCAAGAUCAACGGUCAGGACUGGGACAAGAAUUGGUUUACUCAUGAGGAUGUCAUGGUCGACGGCGGGACAAUUGAGUUCUUUGUGGGGGAGAACAUGACAGAGUGGGAGACUGGGGAUGUACCGCCGAGCCCGGCACACAUUAUUCUCGAUGAGACGUCUUGA